Messenger RNA from Cheilinus undulatus (humphead wrasse), 2107 nucleotides. RefSeq names its product nuclear factor of kappa light polypeptide gene enhancer in B-cells inhibitor, zeta (gene nfkbiz). The record is from RefSeq and is a predicted model, not a curated record. Gene Ontology annotation, cellular component: nucleus. Lineage: Eukaryota; Metazoa; Chordata; Actinopteri; Labriformes; Labridae. The transcript has 11 exons. Gene Ontology annotation, biological process: regulation of gene expression. Gene Ontology annotation, molecular function: POU domain binding; DNA binding. Bases 106 to 1389 code for a protein of 427 amino acids.
CUUGUUCCUCAUUUCUGGUUGCAGAGUACAACGGUGCGGACUGGUGUGCAUACGUAUGAGGAACAACUUCAAGAGGAUCUGAGUGUUUCUGAAUGACUCUGAAAUAUGCUGGAUCCAAAAGGGAACGAGACCAGAGGGAGCCAGCUUCAGUCAGCAGGGAUCAACAUUGGCAAGGAUGACAAAGACUGUGUUAACAUGGAUGUUGGACCUCCAGCGUACAUUCAAGCUUUGCACAGGAAGAACACGGUGAAAGAGCUGCUAAUGAUGAAACGUCAGAAAUGGAACUGCUCACAGGAUGGCAACAACUUGGAGCAAAAACCAAAGUUUGCAAAGUCAGAGGGAUUUGCAAAUGGCUUACAUCCUCAUCCUUAUGGUCCUCCUGUUCCAUCUAACCCCACUAUUGUUCAUAAUACUUUUCCUACCAAUACUGAUGCCACUACCCUGCAACAAGAGCAGCAUCCACCCCUACAAGAACAGGCUGAAGUAAAACUAUCUUUGUUUCAUUGGCAAAUACAGCAAGAGAUGCAGAGAGUUGGAAGGAUUUCUCUUGAGCAGCUGACCAUGCAGGAUUCAGAUGGUGAUACAUUUCUUCACAUUGCCGUUGCACAAGGUAGACGAGCUCUUGCUUUUGCGCUUGCUGCCAGAAUGGCUACCUGCAGCUCUCUGGACAUGAAGGAACACAACCGGCAGACAGCACUUCAAAUUGCCGCUGCCUCCAAUCAGCACUUAAUUGUUCAGGACCUGCUGGGACAUGGCGCUGAUAUCAACAGCCGGGACCUGUGGGGCCGCUCUCCUCUGCAUGUGUGUGCUGAAAAAGGUCAUCCUCUUAGUCUUCGGAGCAUUUGGACAACCCUGAUGGGGAGUGGGAGACAGAUUGAUGUUGAAAUGUACAAUUAUGAUGGUUUAACUCCGCUGCACUCAGCAGUCUUGUCCCACAAUGCUGUUGUUAAAGAGCAGAGGAGGCAGGGAAAUGCUUGUUCCUUCAUGAUGACAGAGCAGCAGCAGAGGAAGCAGACUUAUAUCGAUUGUAUUAAGACUCUGCUGCUUAUGGGCGCCUCUUAUGCAACAAAGGAUUUAAAAAGCGGACGUACGUGUUUGCACAUGGCUGCUGAGGAGGCAAAUAUGGAUCUCUUUCACAUCUUCUUCCAAGAUCCAUCCUCGCUGUCAAUUGUGAAUGUUAAGACAUUCAGUGGCAACACACCCCUGCACAUCGCCAGCUCUGUGCAAAGCAGCAACGGUCAAGUGGAGGCGGUGAAGCUGCUUAUGCAAAAAGGAGCUGACCCUGGGAUCAAGAACUUGGAGAACGAUCUGGCGUUUCAGCUGGUGCCUGAAGGACCCGUAGGUGAAAAGUUGCGGAAGAUCCUCAAAGGGAAGUACCACCAUGCUUAAGUAAACCUUACAGAAUACUGUCAGUCAGACAGUCCAAUCUAUUUCAUAUUUGCCCAACAAGGCAGAUGCUGGUUGUUUCCAUGAAACAUACAAGUUGUUCAUUACCAUGUAAAUGCUAGGAGAGAAAGUGGGAUGAUUAUUUAAAAUGUUAUGGGGUUUUUUGCUUUUGUUUACUUUUAUUUUUAGAAAUGAUGUUUUAAAUUUGGUGUAAAAUGAGCACAUGUACGUGUGUGCUUGUUCAUGUUUUGAUUGUUGAUUUACGAGGAUUUCAUGUGUUUUUACUGUAAAACAAAAACAAUUUACAAGAGAUCAGCUCUACACUUUCUUAUAGUUUCCAUGUUGUAAGGAUUUGCUUAAUGAACCUCCUAAGACCUGAGCUUUUCUUUUCUAGUAUAGUUUAUUUGGGAUAAUGUCAGCCUUAUUUUUGAACCAGGAUUAGUUUUUUUUAUCAGAAAAUGAUGUUUACAAUUUUCCUGAAGGUCCUGUGUCUGUAGAAAAUAAGUACUGGAUCGGUUUUAGAGCAGAUUUUUAGUUGGCCAGUUGUUGGGGGGGGGGGCCUUAAGGCUGUCAGAAACUGUGUCAGUCAUUCAGUGACAAAAAAAGUCCCCUGAACCCCACCCCCCAAAAAAAAAUCCCGUGAUGGAAAAAAAAAUUCCAUGAAAGUUGUUUCAGAAAUUCAGAAGACAACCCCCAAAAUUUCCAAUCUAAUUACCAAAAA